Corylus avellana is the source of this 1135-nucleotide messenger RNA. RefSeq lists its product as uncharacterized. Lineage: Eukaryota; Viridiplantae; Streptophyta; Magnoliopsida; Fagales; Betulaceae. Gene Ontology annotation, biological process: ethylene-activated signaling pathway; regulation of DNA-templated transcription. Gene Ontology annotation, molecular function: DNA-binding transcription factor activity; DNA binding. The record is from RefSeq and is a predicted model, not a curated record.
AUCAACCAAUCAAUCAGCUUGGAUUGGAGUAGCUAGUUUUCAUGAUCAACUAGAGCCCAAAACUAAGCCAGACAAGGUGGAUCGAAGGCAUGGCAAGAGAUCUCUUCCUUCUGAUGUAUCAGAAGAGAAGAAGGAGGAUCGUCUCUUCUCUCUAUAUUCAUCAUCUGGAGAUAUCUCAGCCUUUGCGCAUGUUAUUGGGACCGGGGACGGCAGCCCAGCUCAGGUGCAAGCUGGGUCAGUGUCGAGCAUGACGGAGCCUGCCUCAUCUGAACUCAUACAUAGUCAACGGAACGUGAGAAGGCAUUAUAGAGGUGUACGGCAGAGACCAUGGGGCAAGUGGGCAGCUGAAAUCCGUGAUCCAAAGAAGGCAGCUCGUGUUUGGCUGGGAACAUUCGAGACGGCGGAGGCUGCAGCUGCUGCUUACGAUGCAGCAGCUUUAGAAUUCAAGGGCACAAAAGCUAAACUCAACUUUCCUGAACGCGUUCAAGGAGCUAGCGCUGGGGCGGCUGAGAUUGCCUACUUGGCGACCCACCAAGAUUCUCCUGCUCCUCCUGAUUAUUCUCCGCUGCCACCGCUUGAUCUUCAUCCUCUUCCACGUCCUUUGCCAACUGAAGCAAUAUUUCCGAACCUUUUGCAAUAUGCACAGCUGCUUUAUAGUAACGAUGAUAACGAGUUACCCUAUGCUGUCUCAGGUCUUCAUCAUGACCAUCAACGUUUAAUGCCUUCAUCAACUUCUUCAGUAUGCCAAGUACAACCAGAAAAUCUUCUAAAUUCCCAGAUGGGAAACUACAGUACUUCGAGCUCUCAUUUCUUCCAACAGGGGAGGGAUUCUGAAAAUAAUAAUAAUAAUAAUAAUAAUAAUCCAUGCCAGGGGAAUAGAUAAUUACGCAUUUAUAAGGUUCAUGCAUUUGGCGGUUGAAAAUAAUGCCAAGAAACAUUAUGGUUCAGGUUCAUACUUGAUUCAAAUAUGUAAAACAGCAAGCUUAUUUUCUAGGCUUGCUGCAUUUUUAUAAGUAAUAAUAAUUAAGGAUGCAUGUAAUUAUAUGGUUGUGAGAUUGGUCUAUAUAUAUAUAUAUAUAUGAAACCAAUUGAGAGAGAGGGAAGUCUGCUAGCUUAAUUAUGCAUUUGACUACGC